Ruditapes philippinarum (Manila clam) is the source of this 1585-nucleotide messenger RNA. RefSeq lists its product as uncharacterized. Bases 228 to 1295 code for a protein of 355 amino acids. NCBI's taxonomy places the organism in Eukaryota, Metazoa, Mollusca, Bivalvia, Venerida, Veneridae. Gene Ontology annotation, cellular component: extracellular region. Gene Ontology annotation, molecular function: lipid binding. Gene Ontology annotation, biological process: lipoprotein metabolic process; lipid transport. The transcript has 6 exons. The record is from RefSeq and is a predicted model, not a curated record.
UGGUUCUUAAAAUGAAAUAUUGAUUUAACUAAUAAUCUGAUUUAGUUUCGAAUGUACGAAAAAGGACAUUAGGUGUAGGGUUUUGUUUGUCAUUAGGCGUGACGCAAAAUAAAAAUAAAUCCCAGGGAAAUUUAAUUUUAAGUUAGCAGAAACCGGAAGCUAUUACACAACUACAUGUAUUAAAUGAGGAAUAAAAUGAUCAGCAUAAACAAACCAUAUCUUCAGAGAUGGCCGCCCAAUUAUACGGGAUUCCUACACGCUUAUAUAACCUUUCCUCUAAACUAAAACAAGAUCAUGAUGUGCAAGAACGCAUUCUGAAAAUUGCACGGAAAGCCAAAGAGGCGGGAAAUGCAUUUAAGUCUGUUAUUUUAUAUGACGGUCAUGCUGUUCUGUUACAAAAGACACUACUUUUAACGACUACAGCUAGUGCAAUAAAUAUUUCUGACAUGCAAGGCGCUUUAAGCGCUGCAACAUUGGCGUUGACUGAUACACGAACACAUGUCGUCUGCUUACAAGCGGACAUGCAUCACGUGAUUGAAAUAUGUAGAGAGCGAAGAGUAGAAUACGAGACAAAACUGGACAACAUUUUAUCAACAAUAACAAACAUGUGGGAGGAAAUAGACAGUACCGAGGUUAUUAUAACACAGUUAGAAGAUGACGCAUCGGCGUUAAAUAUCAAGGCAGUGGACCUGUGGGAUAAAGCAGACAAAGUGAAGAAAAAAGCAAAGGAGAAAAGAAAGAACGUAGAAACAACAGGUUUGGUUGGGGGAAUUGUUGGACUUGCUCUAGCUCCUUUUACAGGUGGAGCGAGUUUGGCGUUAGCGACGGCUGCAACAGGGAUCAGUGCCGCAGUAAACUUACCACAGGCAAGUGAAUAUGAAAAGUCUUCAGAGAGUUUACGUCAAGAUGCAGACAGAAAGAAAGAAAAAGUUGAUGAGCUGAAAUCACAUAAAUCAGAUUUGAUGAAGAGGAGAGCUAAACUUCAAAGAGAAAUAGAUUCGGUACAAUCCAAAACUAAAUGCAUGGCUGAUGCCGCUGUUGUAUUACAGCAGGUCACAACUUUCCUUCUCCCAACAAUCAAUCUCAUUGAUCAACUUCUUCAAGCUUUCCAGGGAAUGGAAUCAGCAAUUAAAGAAGUAUUACUUCAAAAUGAUUCGUUUGAAAUCAUGCAGAGAGCUUUUGGAAACGAACUGGAGUGCCAGGGGAAAUACCCAACAAAGUACUUGAAUCAGCUGAAGGAGAAAUGGAAUAUGUUAGAAGAGAUAUUGAUACAGCAUGGCGCGCAGACAACAUAAAAUUGCUUUAAAGACAGUGAUAGAUUAAUGGCGCCCUAAAUGAAUGGUCUUUCAAUAAAAAAAAAAUAAAAGAAAAAAACAUUUUAAAGUAUAGAAGGUUAUUAACAUAUUUGAUUUUGAGUCAAUGCUGUUUACUAGAAAAUGUUCUGUUUAUUUCUUGAGAUGAAUAAGUAAAAUAAUCAUGGUGGCUGAUUAACACCAUCACUACAUCGCUAUUUUUUGUCAAAAAAAAUCAAUAGUAAACAGAAGUGAAAAGACAAACGUUUAACAAAAAACUAGACUAAAAACAA